Molecule: messenger RNA, 3014 nt
Organism: Brassica rapa (field mustard)
Lineage: Eukaryota; Viridiplantae; Streptophyta; Magnoliopsida; Brassicales; Brassicaceae
Product: phosphatidylinositol transfer protein 3
Molecular function (GO): phosphatidylinositol transfer activity
Source: RefSeq, a predicted model, not a curated record
CAAAGCGGCGGCUCCUAUAAACCCUAGAUAAAACCAGUAAAAACCAAAAGAUUUGGUAGAUUCUCACCCAAAAUAAGGAAAUUUCGUGUUUUUUUAAACAAAAAGAGGAAAAAACCUAGGCAAUAGCUCUACUUCCCUUAGAUAGAGUAUCCUAACAAGAAGAGAGAAAACGGGAGCCCAAAAGAGGGAGUGAAUUUAGAGAUUAAAGUGCUUACAGAUUACUUGAAAGUUAUUUGUAAAUUAUUUGAUAAUUUUUUUUUCUACUUAUACUUUGUAAUUAUAUAAAAAUCUUAAUUAGUUAGAAUUACAUGCAAAAAAAUAAUUUUUCUUUUUAAUAAAUAGUAUUUUUACUUCUAAUAUGUAUUAAGUUGAUACAAAACAACAUUAAAAACAAAUCACAAAAGUCUUCAUCCACGUCACAUAUAUGAAAUAGAAAACCUUAAAAUAUUUCUCGUAGUAUAUCAUAUUUUAAUACAUUUAUCAUAUAAAUGAGUUAUUUUAUUAUAAUUUAGAAAUUUUAUUUUCAAAAGUAAAAACGGAUAACAAACUACGAGUAAUAAGCCAACAACGUCAAAUAGUUAUUUUAUUUUAAUAUUUGAUACUUGUUUUGUACUUCUAAAUAAUUGAAACAAACAACAUGAUAAUCGACUUGGCUAAAAUGAGUACUCGAUUUUACGAACCAAUCACAGAUCAAUUUUACGAACCAAUCACGGAUCAAAUAAAAAGUAUGAGCCGAGUAGCAAGUAAUAGUUAUACUUAUACAUAAAACCAUUUUCCAUGUCACGUGUUGCAAAUAAUUUUAUAUAUUUGUUACGGUUUUGUUUUGUGAACGAUAAGAUUUUGCUCGUAAUUAGAUAUAUAUAAACUUGAAAUACAAAUAUAUUGAAAUUUUUUUACAGUACUUAAAAAUCAAUAAAUUUUUCUAUAGAUAGAAUAAGUAAUUUUAAAAUACUUUUUUCAUUCAAAGCUAUUUAUUAGAUGAUAAAAAAUGCUUAACUUCUUUUCAAAGAAAAAAGCUUAACUAAUCCAAUAAUUUUUCCCUUUUUCGGUUUAAUGGAGUUGGUGGCAUAUGACUUAUCAGAAAAUAUUGUUGGUAAUGUGAUAGGAUCAAAGAUCCGAUCUACUGGAUAAAAGCUGUAUAUUGAAGAUAAGCUCAAGAAUUACAAUAAUGAAGGAACUCUAUCACCUGAGUUCCUCAGCUACUCUAUCACCUGAGUUCCUAGCACAUCGCCAAGGAUUUCACAAUUAUAAUCCUCGAUACCGUUCUAAGCAAUGCACAACAGUUAUUUAUACACAGACUUAUUUUUCCUUAUUCUUCAAGCUUGUAACUGCAAACCUUCUGUAUCAUUCCAAAGCUCUCCUUGAUCUUCCUUCCAGUGAGUCUCCACGUCAGCUUACUUACAAGGGUGAUACCUAUCAUAAUGUCGUAGGGGGCUGAAAACGACUAAGCCGGUUAGACCGUCAUAUUCACAAUCUAGCCAAAGUUCAAAUCAAGAAGUCAAACCUGGUUUAUUUCCCGGUACGAUUCACUAAGGUCCACGUUACAUCAAACACAAAACAGAAUCUGCUUUGAAUCACACAAAAAAUAAACAAAAAGGUGUAUAUGUCUUCCCUCAACCGCGCGUCACGUGUCUCUAAACGCUUCUCUAUCACACUGUCCGAACGUAGCCGCCAGACAAAAACCCUUCUUCUUGAACUACUUUUCGUACAAUCAAGUCUUUGACACUUUUAGACCGUAAGUUAACCACUUCUCGGUCUCAAUAUUAUGCUCUUAAAUUUCUAUGUUUGAGUUUGACUUAUCAACUCGAUCUCAUCGCAGUCGCUUUAGUUCAUUUUUUUUCUAAGUAAGAUGAGUCUUGGUACCAAAGGUUCAUCUUCCAGUGGGUUUGAGAAUACAUCGCCACCAGAGGACUAUCUAAACAAGAUAAAUGAAGUGAGGACAUUACUAGGGCCACUGAUUGGGAAGUCAUCUGAGUAUUGUUCAGAUGCUGCCAUUACCCGUUAUCUAGCUGCGCGUAACGGCCAUGUCAAGAAAGCAACUAAAAUGCUUAAAGAAACCUUGAAAUGGAGGACUCAGUACAAACCCAGGGAGAUCCGAUGGGAGGAGAUUGCACGAGAAGCUGAGACCGGUAAGAUAUACCGAUCUAAUUAUACCGACAAAUAUGGAAGACCAGUUUUGGUUAUGAGACCAAGUUGCCAGAAUACAAAAUCUCCUAAAGGGCAGAUUAGAUUCUUGGUAUACUGCAUGGAGAAUGCAAUCUUGAAUCUACCGGAUAACCAAGAACAAAUGGUUUGGCUAAUUGAUUUUCACGGUUUCAACAUGUCGCAUUUAUCCAUCAAAGUGUCUCGAGAAACCGCUCAUGUGUUACAAGAACAUUACCCUGAACGCUUAGGCUUGGCCAUACUAUACAACCCACCUAAGAUUUUUGAACCGUUUUGGAAGAUGGUGAAACCGUUUCUAGAGCCAAAGACUUGCAACAAGGUGAAGUUUGUAUACUCGGAUGAUAACGUGAGCAAGAAGAUUCUUGAGGAUAUUUUCGAUAUGGAGCAACUUGAGGUUGCCUUUGGUGGGGAAAACAGUGAUUCGAGUUUCAAUUUUGAGAAGUAUGCUGAGAGAAUGAGAGAGGAUGAUUUGAAGUUCUAUGGAAACACACCAGUGUCUUCAACCUCAGCUCAUUUUACCAACUCUGAUUCUGAGGUUUCAGACACUGAGAUGAAGCGCUUGGAUGACAUACCAGAUGAGAAGAUCAAGAACGGAACCUCUUAACAAGAACCUAGACAUGUAGCCUAGAAUAAAAGAAGCUCCUGGUUUAACUAAAACAUCAACUCUUCUCAUCUUCUUCUAAACCAUUCUUACUAAUAAGCUGGAGAUACUCUUACAUGUAACGGUGGAUACGCACAUAUAUAUGAACUCCUAUAUACUUUGCGUUGAUUGUGGAAGUGAUUUAAAUCUAAAUAGUAAAUACACCAGAAAAAAGCACAAGAAAGAUUGACUUGUUAUCAAGAUUGACAUA